GCUACCUUAAUGUAGAAUAUGUUAAUCAAUGCCGUAACACAAACGUAAUACGUAUAACCAAGUGUAUAACUAGGGAUUUUAAAUAUGAAAAUUCGUUUUGAUCCAAUCAUCAAACGCCUUUUUAUAGCCGUUAACUAUUUUUUUAUUUUCAGGAACCAGUGGUCGAUCCAAAUACGUCACCAUCAGCUGUCACUGAACUCAAGAAAGCAUUAGAAUGGGAACUAUCCCUGGAUGGUAGAGACCUACGAUCUCAUGCUUGGUACCAUGGAGCAAUACCAAGAGCCCGUGCCGAAGAGAUAGUUCGUGAGGAGGGUGGGUUCCUAGUGAGGGAUUGUGCAUCUCAACCUGGCGACUAUGUCCUCACAUGCAGGUGCAAGGGACACGCCCUCCAUUUCGUCAUCAAUAAAGUUGUCUUGCAACCAGAUACCGUAUACGAAAGGGUGCAGUUCCAGUUCGAAGAUGAACCAUUCGACACGGUACCCGACCUCAUCACGUACUACGUAGGUUCCGGCAAGCCAAUCACAGUCCUAUCCGGUGCCCGCAUCCAACAUCCCAAGAAUCGCAUGUACCCCCUUUCGUUCUACGCCUCAAAGUACCCCACGCCGCUGCCUCAGAGCAGGCUUUCCUCGCCCGCUGGUACGCCCAUGGGACAGUACCGAGGGUCGUUCCGGGUUGGUUCCGGAAAUUCGCCUACCAGGCCGGGGAGAGACGCACCACCUAGGUUACCAUCUAAGAAACAACGGUCUCAGUCACUGACACCCUCAGAAGUGAAUAGGAUAUCUCAGGAGAAGUGCAACAGCGCGGACGGUGUCAUUCAGUCACCUUUGAUGACUCGAUCGGCAGGGUCAGAUGGAAUUUCCAUCGGGUCCAAGUUUUCAACACAUUCACUGCCAAGAAAUCCUCAUAACAAACUAUCACUGUCAUGUAGCUCAAAUACUUUGGGAAGAAACUGUCGAAUAACUAGCGACACAACCCUAUCCCCCUGCGCGGAACGCCGACUAUUCUCCGAAUCAGACUCUGGCCUGUCAGAGUCACCACCCCCAAAACCAUCCCGUCUACCUAACCUCACUUUGGAUGAUCCUGCCCACCAUCACUACAAAUGGUGCUCGGAGAUCAAUGUCACUGGACCCCAAAUGGGGCUCCAAAGGCUGGCCUCCUACCACGCGUCUGGCAGUGAUUCGGGCAACGGUAGUGGCGAUUCGGCGUUAAGUUCAGCUACAGACGCUAUGGAGCCUCCCCUGCCCACCAAAACAGGAGGAGGUGUUGUUAUCAAGAACCCUAGGUAUAACCUUUCUAGCUCAGAUUCCACUGCCACAUUGAAAAACUUCUGCAUGCCAGCAGCAGAUUAUCCGGCUUUAGAAGAACAACUUAUGGAAACUCCAGCGCCUUGUAUCAAUGAAACUUCACGGUUCGACUUGGAUAACUUCCAGACCCUUUUGUUACCCGUUAAUGAGAACAAGCCACUGGACGCACAGGCAUUACGUCGACUGAAGAUGACGAUAGCAGAGUCAGGACCUCGAGUUCUGGCCAACCAUCUGACCAGGACGGAUUUGGACGUCAUCUUUGGGGAAAAUGUUGGUAAUGACGAUAAAGAAGUGGAUGCUGUCACAAAGAAACUAAUAGGAGGUAUGGCACUGUCUGCAUUACCACAUGGGAGGCGGUUUAGGAAAGACCUUAUCGAAAGGACCGAAUGCUUGAAGUUAUUGGUAGCAGUUACAAUUUUAACGUGCGCAGACGAGACAGAAAGGACGGAAAUACUUUACAAGUGGAUUGAAAUAGCGAUAGAUACCAAGACCGCUCUAGGGAACCUAUUUGGGUUCUGCGGAAUCAUGCUAGGAUUAUGUUUACCACAAAUUGAACGUUUAGACACGACGUGGCACAUGCUUCGACAAAAAUACACAGAUGCUGCCUUCAACUUUGAAGCCAAACUACGGCCCACCUUGAAGAACAUGAACAGCUGUUCUAAUCCACAGGCACCAAAUACAACCAUACCUCAUCUUCUGCCAUUUAUUCUACUAUUAGAACAAACGCUGGAAGAUCUUUUGUCUCUCGGAAAUGAACAGUCGUCUUUAGUUCAGAGUUGCUUGAAUCCUUGGGAAUCGAACACUUCAGACUUUGGCCUAAGCACGCUACUAAACCACCUAGACACAGCUCGCAAGUACAUGGAGUUGAGCGCCACAUACCAGCGAAAUGCGGAAAUCGUCUUAGGAGAAGCCCGCAUGGACGAGUUGACCUUGGACAUGUUCCGUACGGAGUUCCAACUGAAAUUCCUGUGGGGCAGCAGAGGGGCAUAUGCCCCACCCAAUGAGCGACACGCCAAGUUUGAACAAGUGCUGGCUGUAAUGGCCGAGAAGUAUUGUAAUCUUAAAAUCGAGACUGAGGUCUGAUUUCUUGAUGAAGAGCGUGAAUAAGGCGUUUUGAAGUCGCAGGUUGUGAUUUAGUUUCACAGGUUCAGAUAAAAUGCACGAAGGACCGUCGAGAUUCUAGAACCGCCGUUCUAGUAUCGCCUCGGCCAACGUCACAGACAUGUUAUACGAACGCCAGAGACAUUACGCUUUUAGCGUCACGUUAAUGUCGGACUAUCAAGUAAAUAGCAAUCCCUGUAGUGCAAAUUAUACGUAAGACACGUAACAAAUUUUACAAUGGACACGUCAUAAAUUUUACGAAGGACACGUCAUAAAUUUUUUCCAAUCUUUUUCGGUAUUUAUUGUACAAAUGUAUUAUUUGAAGCUAUACAUUGUACAUUUUUAUUUGCUUAAAAAAACGACUACUAUGACAAACGACUACAAUCCAACUAGGUUGUAAUUAAAUUUUUUAUAAACUACCUGCUUUGGUUAGCUUUAAUACAAAGUAUAAGCAUUCAGCUGUUAAUGCAAAUAAUGUUUUUCAAAAGGUCGCUAUGGGGUCGUUCCCGACUGUUGCUUAUCGUGGCAGUACUUUAGACAAUUUUCGCCAUAUAUCAGUUAAAAAUGCGUCGACAUGAAAACGGACGAUUGGUUACUGGUUCCAAUACCUUCACUUUGUGAAUGUAAAGACAUAAAUUCAGGAAAGCGGAAUAUUGAAAUUGGAUGCAACUGUCGGUGUCACAAUAUUGUACAAUGGAGAUCAAUCAUUUGUAGUGUGAAUGCUUCAAGUUGAGACCACUGAAAACAGAUGCUAAUUACCAGAUUCACACGUCACUCCAUAGUCCUGGUGCUCUAUUUCAACGCAACCAUCCGUACUUGCUCUAAAUUGAGCAACGCAGACAAAAUUUGGAGUGUUUCGCUUCGGAUAAUUCAAAUCUACAUUCGUGAAUGGUUUUUGGUUAUGAUUGCGUCAAAUUUCGCAUUAAAACGAUCGUGAAUGGAGAGCUUAACGCGGCAGCCACAGUGUCACCGUAUUCGUUAUCCAAACGUCGUGUCCAACUGGUCCGACAACGCGUCCGUAUAACAUGAAAUUAAUGUAGCGCAUUUGGGAAUUUGUGAAAUUAGCUCAUGAAAAAAGCCGAAAGUUUUUCUCAUUUGCGAGAGAGAACGAAAAUCGUCAUGAAAGAAUGCUGAUUUUAAAUUAACAACGAAGACACUUUUCUCAAAUUUUUGGAUUUUUAUACAUGUAUCUAACAUUUAGGCAUUGGCUGUAAAAAUUACCUGUGCUGCUGGUUAAUAAAGAAAUGCUUGAGAAAGGCUUGAGAUAUCAAUUUUGAGAAAACUAUUUGUGAUUUUGUACAUAGUAAAAUGUUAAGCUGUCACAAGGAAUUUUGCUGAUCAAUAAAUGCAUUAUAUUGCACAAAGUCAUUGAUUAACGUAAUCAUUGGAAAGUAUACUACUUGUACUUAAUCAAAAUUCUUCCUUAUAGAUGUUCAAACAAAUAUUCCAAAAUAACCGAACAAGGAUGCCCUUAAACAAAUUUUAUCAGAAAUGUAUGAGCGUUUUGAUGCAUUCAAAAUUGUACAUUUAUUCUGGUUAUCAUAUUUUAUAUAUAUAUAUAUAUAUAAAGAUAUAUAUAUAUAUAUAUAUAUAUAUACACCUUCGGAAAAACCAUUAUUAUACAUUAUGAUGAGGAAGAGAGAUGGGAAUAUACAAAAGUAUGUAGGUGCGUGAAAGACACUCGAUUGUAGGAUCCUAUCUGGCAGCAUCGGAGUGUGACGGACAACGGGGUAAAGUAGAAGAGUGAUAAGAGAGAUGGCAGAAAGGGCGCUGGCGCCUGCCGCUUAGACGGAUGCGCUCAACAAAUGCGAUUUGUUUCUCCCAUUCGCAGAGUUGCCGGUACCAAUAUGUCAUAUUUCUAAGAAAUCUAAGCUACCCAAAUUUCGGGAAAAAUAGCUGCGGAUUCCACAUAAGAGUAUUCCAAAAAUGAAAAAAGUUCAAACUAUUAAAAUUGUAUUAAUGUUUCAUGGUUCAAAUCAUAUUUUUCAUGUUUGUAUAUUGUUGUAUAAAUGAUUUUGUAAUCCCUAUUCUUGUUGCCAGUAGAGAUACAACAGUAUUGAGAGAAAUCAUGGACCGCUAAAUAGGGCUACAACUACCAUAUGACUAUCAAAUAGUAGUGAUAAACAGGGUUUGUUUAAGGCACAGUUGCCUGGUGUGGCGAAUUUGCGCCAUAGGGGCGAUUUGACAACUUUGAAGGACAACUAUAACGGGUACUAUGGUGCCCGGUAUUCGGGAAUCUGGCAAUACCUGAUGAUUCCUAACGUUUAUUACGCCAGAUUGUUUGCUGACUUGCGCAGUACAACAUGACAAUCAACGUGACUGAGCACCUGGUAACCCUGGUUUAAGGUGUUAUAUUUAAAAAGCUUUGGGCAGUUAGGUAUCUAGGUCACAUUUUUUAAUGUAUUUCGAGAAAUCCGUAAUGUUGAGUAAAUACUAGAUCACGUUGAGACGUUGUCAGUUAGGUGAAAAAUUAAAGCUUCCGCCUUUUGUUGGGUACUUCGACAAAAAUUUUAAGCAAAGAGGACUCUUUAUACUUUUUUUCUCUCUAGCUUUCAAUGGACUUUGCCAUCAUCAUCAGGAGAGUAGUAUGUGAGGAUGUUGAUAAUUAUAUAUAUAUAUAUUUCUUCAUUUCAAUUUUGAGAAACCUUGAUAAUGUUCAUUAUCUUUGUUUAGUAUAUUUUAUGUAGGUAUUUUUUAUUCGAUAUCGAAUCAACAAAAUAAAAGUGGACAUAUGGUCCUGAAAAUCACGAACACAAUAAUUUGGGGUUUUCCAGAAAACAGAUAUUAGUGAGUUGAGUCCAUCACUUUAAGUAGAUCAGAAGAAAAUGCAUGUAUCUAAACUAAAGGAGGACUUAAACAUCCCAAACAGACCAAAAUGUGACGCCUAUGGCAUGAACUUUUACUACUUACUAUGUGUCUAUAUAGGUUUGCAUACUUUUUUGACGACUCCUAUUUUUUCGGGGUUCCAUGAGCAAUAGAUCUGCUAUACCUGAAUGCCCUGAUUUAAGUUCAAGCAUCCUUUUUUAAAUGUUUUCAGCAGAAAUAUAACUUUAUCGUGGUGCUUGACUAUAUUUUGUGAAUAUUUGUUUGAAUUUGAAUAAAGUAUAAUUUUUUACAUAUCAAUUCGUUUAGAUUUAUGUGGGACAACCAAAAAUAACCUCUAUAUCCACAUGUAUCGGUAUGUGCUUACUUCAAAACUUGUUUUCGAAUUAUAUUUUUUAGAUUCACGAUGUUAACGAAUCUUUUGAAAAUAGAAGUUAGCGCAAACCUGUGAAGCCCUGUAAAAAAAUAAGCUUUAAAAAUGUAAUUAGUAGAUCUAGGUUUUUAAAAGGUGCUCAUUUAUAAAAAAAUAGCAUUAAGCCAACGUUCGCACUAACGUAGAAUCAAAAUGUUUAAUAUUAUGUUGUUUAUUACAAUUUUUGACAAUAUUUACAUUUACAAAGACUGCUAUAUAUACCUCUGUUGAGAGGAAUUUACUACAUACGCGCAUUUUAUACACUUACUUUCAAUCCUGAUGACGUUUUUUACAUUUUCUUUCUGUUCAAGUUAUAUAAAAAUGCAUAUAAAGUUAUUCUACACAUACAGUAUACAUUAUGCAUUUUUUACAUUUUUUAUUGUGAUGUUAUUGUAAAAAUAUAUUAAUAUAGCCGAACUUGCGUGUGUUAUAUAUGAAAGUAGAUUUAAUAUAUUUAUUAACGGGUGUCAUAUGAUGUAGGUAGAAGAAAAUUGUAAACAAAAUAUGUAUAGUAGUAACUGUGCAAUUUCACAG
Messenger RNA from Acanthoscelides obtectus, 6174 nucleotides. The record is from the annotation of a GenBank genome assembly. NCBI's taxonomy places the organism in Eukaryota, Metazoa, Arthropoda, Insecta, Coleoptera, Chrysomelidae.